CCUACCACCAUCCUUUGAGUCACACCAAAGUCACUGUGAUUCCAUUCCAUCUCUUCACAAUUCAUGGUUUCCCUUUUCUAUUUUUUCCUCUGCACAACAAAGUUUCCGUUUUUCUGACAUGGGUAUCUCUUAUUUUCUCUGCUUUUCUUAGUUUUCAUCUUCUUUGUGCUUGUCACGUGUGGAGUUUGCCUCACGUGUAUUUGGGGUGCCAUCAUGUGUUUGUGCUGAAGAAUCUGUGAAGUGGGGUUGUUCUGUUCUAUAUGCUGUGGUGCUGCUUCUGUUGCUAUUAUUGUGAUUCUAGCUUUUGGGGUUUGUGCGUUGUGUUGUGCUUUGUUGCAUCUUGUGUGUGUUGUGGAUUGGUUUUUGGGGUGGAGAUGUUGGGUUCAGGUACCAAUUUGGUAACCACGGUCAUUGGGUUUGGCAUGAGUGCCACUUUCAUUGUGUUUGUGUGCACCAGAAUCAUAUGUGGAAGGCUUAGAGGGGGUGUUGAAUCUCGGAUGAUGUAUGAGAUUGAAUCAAGAAUUGAUAUAGAACAGCCAGAACAUCAUGUUAAUGACCCUGAAUCCGAACCUGUUCUGCUUGAUGCAAUCCCUACUUUGAAGUUCAACCAAGAGGCUUUCAGUUCGCUUGAACACACACAGUGUGUAAUAUGUUUGGCAGAUUACAAAGAAAGAGAAGUAUUGCGCAUCAUGCCCAAAUGUGGCCACACUUUUCAUCUUUCUUGCAUUGAUAUAUGGCUGAGAAAACAAUCUACCUGUCCGGUGUGCCGUCUGCCAUUGAAAAACGCUUCCGAAACGAAACAUGUGAGACCUGUGACAUUUACCAUGAGCCAACCUCUUGAUGAGUCUCACACAUCAGAAAGGAAUGAAGAUAUAGAGAGACAUGUUGAACCUAAUGCUGCUAGUAAUUCUUCACAACCAACUUCAGGAGAACAAGAAGCAAGGCAAUGAUCUAAGAGCUAAAGGGGUUGUUCUGCUUCUAUAGAGGAAUGCUUCUAAAUAUAGAUUGGAUUCAAAUUCUUUGCCUUUAAUAUGGCCUUCAUAUUCACUUGGUGGUGUAAAUAUGUUUCCUUUUGUAGCAUAUGCAGGCCUAGGUUUUGGUGGGAUUUAUUGCAUACCAAGUUGAAGUUCUUUUGUCCAUGGUAUCACUUACUCAAGCAAGCACACUACUCUUGUUAAUGCUCCACAGAUUAAACAAAUGUUUGAUUACAUGUU
Cajanus cajan (pigeon pea) is the source of this 1214-nucleotide messenger RNA. Its product is annotated as RING-H2 finger protein ATL54. The record is from RefSeq and is a predicted model, not a curated record. NCBI's taxonomy places the organism in Eukaryota, Viridiplantae, Streptophyta, Magnoliopsida, Fabales, Fabaceae.